This is a messenger RNA of Monopterus albus (swamp eel), 1646 nucleotides long. RefSeq names its product translocase of outer mitochondrial membrane 40 homolog, like (gene tomm40l). The coding region runs from base 99 to 1124 and encodes 341 amino acids. The record is from RefSeq and is a predicted model, not a curated record. NCBI's taxonomy places the organism in Eukaryota, Metazoa, Chordata, Actinopteri, Synbranchiformes, Synbranchidae. The transcript has 10 exons. Gene Ontology annotation, cellular component: mitochondrial outer membrane. Gene Ontology annotation, biological process: protein import into mitochondrial matrix. Gene Ontology annotation, molecular function: transmembrane protein transporter activity.
AUUAUAGAAAAUAGGCGGGCUUUAGCGUAAUUCUAUCCUUAUUCUUUGGUGUUGCAUGAUUCAAUUUCCGGCUGUAUCGUUCUGGGGACAUCACAACCAUGGGCAGUGUUUUGGCUGCUAGCUCCCCCAGCCCUCCACCACCGGCCUCCAGCGGUGCUGCUUCCCCUGGGUUGACAAUGCCGCCAGGCUUUGGGAUGCCUCCAGUCUCCCCAGUUAUACCCCCGACAGGGGUACACUCUGGACAGCAGCAGGAUGCAGAAAACCCUUUGCCCAACCCGGGUGCAUUUGAUGAAUGUCAUCGCAAAUGCAAAGAGGUUUUCCCUAUGCAGAUGGAGGGUGUCAGGCUAGUUGUAAACAAAGGCCUUAGCAACCACUUCCAGGUGAAUCACACUAUGCUGCUAAGCACCAUGGGAGAUUCAAGCUACAGGUUUGGUGCUACAUAUGUUGGAUCAAAGCAGACAAGUCCAGCAGAGUUUUUUCCAGUCAUGGUUGGAGACAUGGACAGCAGUGGCAGCCUUAAUGCCCAGAUCAUCCACCAGAUCACCAACAGAAUACGAUCCAAAGUGGCCUUCCAGACACAACAACAGAAAUUUGUGAACUGGCAAAUGGAUGCAGACUUCAAGGGAGAAGAUUUUACUGCAACUAUUACUCUUGGAAAUCCAGAUGUCCUCAUUGGCUCUGGUAUUGUUGUUACGCACUACCUCCAGUCUAUAACGCCGGCUCUGGCUCUGGGAGGGGAGUUGGUUUACCACCGCAGGCCAGGAGAGGAGGGCGCAGUGAUGUCUCUAGUUGGCAGAUAUACAGGCAGUAACUACAUUGCCACGUUGACACUUGGCUCAGCGGGAGCUCAUGCUUCAUACUAUCAUAAAGCCAAUGAUCAGCUGCAGGUCGGUGUGGAGCUUGAGGCGAGCACCCGCAUGCAGGACACCAGUGUGUCGUUCGGUUACCAGCUAGACGUGCCCAAAGCCAAUUUACAGUUUAAAGGUUCACUAGACAGUAAUUGGGUAGUUGGUGCAACAUUAGAAAAGAAGCUGCUCCCUCUGCCUCUCUCUCUGGUCCUUUGCGCCUUCCUCAACCACCGCAAGAGCAAGUUCCAGUGCGGUUUUGGUGUCACUAUUGGCUAGACUGACUGAGCGGCGGGUUGUCGGCCUGCAGAUGGACUUCACAGAACAGACAGACUCACUAUAGAUGAACAGACUGUGCCAUACACUGUACUAUACACUGCUGUGUCCCAUCACCUCUGUCUCUACAACCUCUUCAACAGUCUUUAUUGCACAAUUGGUUUCUUAUUUAACCUUUUAUUGUGUGGUGAAUAGAAGAUAUGAACCUAAAUCUAAUGACUGUAAUCGUCUAAGAUUAAAUACCAGAAUAAUCCGAAGGGUGACAAAGAAUGUGAUUGGUCAGAAAUUUGUCACCUGUCAACACCAACGACGGGCAGCAUAAAGACAUUAAGAGAUGUUAGAGAAAUAGAACUCUUCUGUUUUCUGUCACUGAGUUUGGUAACAUUUUGUUAUUUUAGGUUUUGUAUCUUUUACUGUAACAAUAGUGUUGCUACACAGUGAAUGAAAUAGUUUCCUUCUGCUUAUUUAAAGGUCAGUUGCUAGUUAAAGACGAGUUCACAGGAAGGAGUGUGCUGUGCUGUACUA